Aureobasidium melanogenum CBS 110374 is the source of this 1275-nucleotide messenger RNA. RefSeq names its product acyl-CoA dehydrogenase NM domain-like protein. The transcript is spliced from 5 exons. Lineage: Eukaryota; Fungi; Ascomycota; Dothideomycetes; Dothideales; Saccotheciaceae. Gene Ontology annotation, molecular function: flavin adenine dinucleotide binding; 3-methylbutanoyl-CoA dehydrogenase activity. Gene Ontology annotation, biological process: L-leucine catabolic process. The coding region runs from base 1 to 1275 and encodes 424 amino acids. The record is from RefSeq and is a predicted model, not a curated record.
AUGAAGCCUUCAAGACCCGUUCUCAGAGCACUCGCACAAGUCUCCAAGUUGCAACGCCGAACAUUAUCCACCACUCAGUCAUGUCUUGCCAGAAAGCACCCGAAUGGCUACGCCCCACCCGCACGAGAAGAUCUAGAGGAACUGCGUGAGAGAACCAGGGAGUUUGCUCUUCGCGAGAUUCCUGAAGAUGUUGCUGUAAAGACGGACCAGGAGAAUGAGUUUCCUAACGACAUGUGGCGCAAGAUGGGUGAAGCUGGGUUACUAGGAAUCACCGCUGAUGAAGACUAUGGCGGUCUUGCCAUGGGCUAUCAGGCUCAUUGCACUGUCAUGGAAGAGCUGUCCAGAGCAUCAGGCAGCAUCGGACUGUCAUACGCUGCUCACUCACAACUAUGUGUGAAUCAGUUGAUGUUGAACGGCAACACAGACCAAAAGCAAAGAUUUCUACCAGAUUUGAUUGCUGGUAAGAAGGUCGGUGCUUUGGCAAUGUCUGAAGUUUCGGCCGGAAGUGAUGUCGUGAGCAUGAAGAUGACGGCAAAGGAGGUCGAUGGCGGUUACCUCUUGAAUGGCACAAAAUUCUGGAUUACCAAUGGUCCCGAUGCAGAUACGAUGGUCGUGUACGCAAAGACAACACCUGAUGCCGGCUCAAAAGGCAUCACUGCCUUCAUCGUAGACACAACAACCAAAGGUUUCUCAUGCGCUCGCAAACUCGACAAACUCGGAAUGAGAGGAUCCAACACCGGUGAGAUCGUCUUCGAGGACGUUUUUGUUCCUACCGAGAAUGUGCUUGGUGAAGUCAACAAAGGUGUCCGAGUGCUCAUGGAAGGUCUCGACUUGGAGCGUUUGGUCUUGAGUGCAGGCCCACUCGGACUGAUGAAAGCAGCCUUGGAUGUGACUCUACCGUACGUCCAUGAACGCAAGCAGUUCGGCCAGCCAAUCGCAACAAAUCAAUUUAUCCAUGGAAAGCUCGCAGACAUGUAUACGAAGUACAAGGCAUCGUCAGCUUUCACAUACUCGGUAGCUGCUGCGAUCGAUAACGAUCCAGACAACGCCCAGAUCAAGACUCAGGACUGUGCGGGUGCUAUCCUCUUUGCCGCAGAGAGAGCUACCGAAUGUGGAAUGGACGCCAUCCAAUGCAUGGGCGGCAUGGGUUAUAUGAGCGAGAUUGCUGCAGGCAGAAUCAUGCGAGAUGCUAAGCUGUAUGAGAUUGGCGCGGGAACCAGCGAGAUCAGAAGGAUGGUUAUCGGAAGAGCAUUUAACAAGGAAUACCUCAGGUAA